GGCAGUCCUGACCACCCCCCGGAGAUUUCCAGUCCAGAACCGCCGAAUCGGGUCCAACGCCAUCGAUCUUUUUGCUGCCACCGCCACGGGACUCCACGAAAUUGGUCUCGAUUCGGCCGGAGCUGGGCGGUGGGCGCCGCGAUGGGGCUCAGGGUGGCGGCGGUGGAGCAGCUCCUGACGGCGGUGGACUGGGAGCGCGAGGCCUACCCGACGUACGAAGACUUCCUCGCGCUCCCCGUCUUCGUCCUCUUCUUCCCCACCGUCCGCUUCUUCCUCGACUGCUUCGUCUUCGAGAGGGUUGCAAGGAGGCUUAUACUUGGGAGGGGACAUCAGAAUGCUGAUAACGAAAUAGAAGAAACAAGGAAGAAAAUAAGAAAAUUCAAGGAAUCGGCUUGGAAAUGUGUUUAUUUCCUAUCUGGAGAGCUUUUAUCUUUGUCAGUCACAUAUAAUGAGCCUUGGUUCACUAAUACCAAAUAUUUUUGGGUGGGACCUGGAGAACAGGUCUGGCCUGAUCAGAAGAUAAAAUUGAAACUCAAGGCUGUAUAUAUGUAUGCUGCUGGAUUCUACACAUAUUCCAUAUUUGCACUUAUGUUUUGGGAAACAAAGCGUUCAGACUUCGGCGUGUCAAUGUCACAUCAUGUUGCAACUGUUGUUCUGAUCGUUCUAUCUUAUGUGUUCAGAUUUGCUAGAGUUGGCUCUAUAGUAUUGGCAAUUCAUGAUGCAAGUGACGUAUUCCUGGAAGUAGGGAAGAUGUCCAAGUAUAGCCAUUGUGAUUGGCUUGCCAAUGUUGCAUUUCUUUUUUUUGUUGUUUCAUGGGUUCUUCUCCGCCUCACAUAUUUUCCGUUCUGGAUUCUCAGAAGUACAAGCUAUGAAGUCUUAUUGACGUUGGAUAAAAAGAAGCACAAUUUUGACGGUCCUAUAUACUACUAUGUGUUCAAUUCUCUUCUAUUUUCACUACUUGUUCUUCAUAUAUAUUGGUGGGUUUUAAUAUAUCGGAUGCUUGUGAGACAAAUCAAGACAAGAAAUGUUGGAGAUGAUGUUCGAUCUGACUCUGAAGAAGAAGACUACCAUGAAGAUUGAUUGGCAUCACUAUUAGUAGCGGACCUAGAACAAAAAUGAUCGGGUGCCCUACUUGUUAGGCUUGAGGUUCGGGUCUCACUUGUUAGACUAAGGAUGUCCUAUGGCCUGUUAUAUAUGAUUGAUCACUGAAAAACGAAAAAUUAUCUGAUGUCCUAGGCACCCUCAUCCUUGAACGUGGGUCCGCUCCUGAUCGCCAUCUUGUUUUCUGUAUUGCGAUGAUGCCAGGAGCAUCAACUCCAAUGCCCAAGCUUACGUUCUUUUCCUGGACACGUAUUGUUUUCCUGGAUUUCAAGAAUAUGUGCAGAUUAUGGGAGGAUGAGCAUUGUUCCUCACGAAAUUCAUUAGAGACGAGCUAUGAUUUGUUCUGUCUCGGUCACCCAUUUGUGUUGUAUUAUGUUUGCAUGAGAAAUUGCACUCCAAAAUCUUUUUCGUUCACAAUAUUCUUUGACUGCUCACUCUGUAGAGAUUUUAAGUGUACCAGUAACCGUAGUACCAAUGUGACAACCAAAAACAACUCUGGUUAUAAAGUGUUUCGAUCUGUCGAUAAAUUUUGUACGCCAGAUGACUCUGUUUGAAAUUUUGUACUAGUAAAACCUUCUCACA
Molecule: messenger RNA, 1683 nt
Organism: Phragmites australis (common reed)
Lineage: Eukaryota; Viridiplantae; Streptophyta; Magnoliopsida; Poales; Poaceae
Product: ASC1-like protein 1
Exons: 6
Coding region: 142-1080 (312 amino acids)
Biological process (GO): ceramide biosynthetic process
Cellular component (GO): endoplasmic reticulum; membrane
Molecular function (GO): sphingosine N-acyltransferase activity
Source: RefSeq, a predicted model, not a curated record